Molecule: messenger RNA, 855 nt
Organism: Lasiodiplodia theobromae
Lineage: Eukaryota; Fungi; Ascomycota; Dothideomycetes; Botryosphaeriales; Botryosphaeriaceae
Exons: 3
Coding region: 1-855 (284 amino acids)
Source: RefSeq, a predicted model, not a curated record
AUGUCUGCUGAACGGCCACCUUGGGCCCAGACGUCCGACAUCUGGAACUCAAUCUCUGAAUUAGACGAUGACCGCAAGCUUCGAGGGCCUCUAAGAAUACUUGGCCAAGCUAACGAUGGCAGCAUAGACCAGCAGCUACCCUAUCCAGAUCGCAGGAUCGCGUUGGAAGUCUACGAAAAUUAUGCGGUUGGACCUUACGCAAAAAUUGAGGCUUACGCCUAUGACCAGACACUCUCACCCUCAGAGAAGCAUAUCGUUGACUCCAAACAAAUCGGAUUCUGCAUCGGCCAGGUCUUCAACCGCGAGCACGCCUUGGACAACUGCUUCAGCAUCUCGUCUAAAAACGCUGACUACCAGACCCGAGUCUUUCUCGACUUCGCCUACGACGACGCCGGCCACCUUCUCCCCAGGUUCGUCGACCCGGAAUACAACCCAUUAGACUACGACGAUACCACCACCGACCCUCUCGCCAACCACGACCUCGUCAGCGAGCACAGCUUCGUCCUUGUCGAGGGUCUCGGAGUAGACGCCUCAUACCGGCGCAUAGGCGUCGGCGGCUCGCUGCUGGAUGCGCUGUUAAACGAAGCCUUACUCAUGCUCCCGUCCAUCCGCUUCGCCGUCUCGUGGCCGAGUGCCAGCGACAGUACCGACCUGAACGACCCUGAACCAUCCUCUGCGUCAAAGCCGGCGGAGAUAACGGCGGGUGGUACCACCACUACUACUAAUGGUGGCGGCGGUAGCGACGGCCCGCGUCGGACCGGCCAGAUGCGGGCUGAAGCAUUCCACCGCGCGGCGGGGUUCCGUCGGCUCGGGGUGACGCGCUUCUGGGCCAAGAGGCUCGAACCAUCGGCUUGA